Molecule: messenger RNA, 1292 nt
Organism: Xenopus tropicalis (tropical clawed frog)
Lineage: Eukaryota; Metazoa; Chordata; Amphibia; Anura; Pipidae
Gene: akr7a2
Product: aldo-keto reductase family 7, member A2
Source: RefSeq, marked provisional
CUCCUGGGAAGCAAACACGUGACUGGGGUAUGUCAGUGCUCCGCUCCCGGCUGUCUCCCCGUACUGUCACCGGUCCCGUCCGUGCCCUCAUGUCUCUCUCUGCAGCCGCCGCCCCCCAGCUGCCCGGCACCGUACUGGGCACCAUGGAGUUCGGGAGGCGGAUGGACGAGAAGUGCAGCGGUGAGACGGUGCGGGACUUUCUCAGGCGCGGCCAUGAGGAGUUGGACACGGCGCUAAUGUACGCGGAGGGAGAGACGGAGCGGAUACUGGGGCGAAUGGAACUCGGCUCCCAAGUCAAAAUGGCAACCAAAGCAAAUCCCUGGGGAGGGAAUACCCUGAAGCCCGAGAGUGUGCGCCAACAACUGGAGAAGUCUCUUCAGCAACUGCAAACUCCCAGCGUCCAUCUCUUCUACCUGCACGCGCCCGAUCACCAAACUCCCGUAGAGGAGACCCUGGGCGCUUGCCAACAGCUGUACCAGGAGGGCAAGUUCAAGGAACUGGGGCUGUCCAAUUAUGCUGCCUGGGAGGUGAUGGAAAUUUACUGCAUUUGCAAACAGAGGAAUUGGGUGCUGCCCACUGUGUACCAGGGCAUGUACAAUGCAACCACAAGGCAAGUGGAGACAGAGCUUCUGCCCUGCCUGAGGCAACUGGGAAUGAGGUUCUAUGCCUACAACCCACUGGCUGGGGGGCUGCUGACCGGGAGGUACAAGUACGAGGAUAAAGAGAAGGAACAGGCCUCGUGCAGAUUUUUUGGAAACAGCUGGGCAGAAGUCUACAGGAACAGAUACUGGAAGAAACAUCACUUUGAUGCCAUUGAUCUGGUGCAGAACUCCCUGCAGGAGGCAUACGGGUCAGAGAGGCCUAGCCUGACGUCUGCCGCUCUCCGAUGGAUGUACCACCACUCCAAACUGCAGGGCAGCCUCGGCGAUGCAGUGAUCCUGGGAAUGUCCAGUACGGAGCAGUACAAGCAGAACAUGGCGGGGCUGGAAGGGGGGCCCCUACUCCCACCAGUUGUGGCAGCUUUCAACGAAGCCUGGAACCUGGUCGCCCACGAAUGUCCUAAUUAUUUCCGCUAAUCACAGCCUUAUCACUAGGGUAACGGCGGCCUGAUCUGAUUGGCCAGCUGCUGAUUUCAGUUGAUUCCUAGGGAUUUGCACUAAAUGCUUUAUUUUUGCACCGGAAGUGGGAACUGGGUGCACUGGGAGUUGGACCUGGGUGGGAGGUGCAGCCUCAGAACCGAACCCCAGACCCAAUAGUUGCUGGAAAUCUCAAUAAAUAGUUUCUAAUUCUAA